GGUCUUGACGUCCAUGUUGCUGCCCGAAGGAAAUGCUUCAGGAAGCGUCGCAUAUGGACCGCAUCACGCAGCUUCAAGAUGAAAUACAGCAGCUGUUGAACAUCAUGGCCCAGAGCAUCACGUAUCUGACGACGAGAGUCAACUUCAUGCAGAUUAGUCCUGAGAUACCGGUCACGAAGAAAAAGACGAAGUUUGACCCACCGGAUGUGUUCGCCCAAAACACUACCGAGCUUGUUACGGACCUCGUACGGAAGGCGAAGCAGAUUGAGUAUCUGAUACAAUCCUUGCCAGAGCCUGAGGCGGAAGAGACGCAGGCUAGGCGCCUUCAAGCUCUUGAAUCAGAGAUGACGCAGGCGAAUGAGGAAUAUGCGAAGGCUGUCAGGAGAGCGAGGAAUCUACAUGGACAAGUGACCGCUCUCUUGGAUCUGGUUCUCGAAAACCCAGAAGCAGACGUUGUAAAGGCAUGAUCUCUGGCUCUUUCUCUUCUCCAUACAUGAACAAUGCUAUAUAUCAUGUUAUUUGACCACAACAUUCACUGUCAGAGUCGCCUUGAUGCCCGUGGCAAGCAUUCCCGUCGUCUGUCUGCAGGGGGGGCGCCUCAAAGAAUGACUCCAAAGUUUACAAUCGGUUCAACAUCGUAAAUGCGUCCCGGCUGACGUUGCCUGCUACGUUACCCGGUGAGACCCAACAGUUAUGGAACACACGGUACGCCUCCGAGUCCUUGUCGACGAUAGUUCCGCCCUAGUACCCG
Schizophyllum commune H4-8 is the source of this 751-nucleotide messenger RNA. RefSeq lists its product as uncharacterized. Gene Ontology annotation, cellular component: mediator complex. The record is from RefSeq and is a predicted model, not a curated record. Bases 33 to 467 code for a protein of 144 amino acids. Gene Ontology annotation, biological process: regulation of transcription by RNA polymerase II. Lineage: Eukaryota; Fungi; Basidiomycota; Agaricomycetes; Agaricales; Schizophyllaceae. The transcript is spliced from 6 exons. Gene Ontology annotation, molecular function: transcription coregulator activity.